AUUAUAAAUGAGUAAUUCUAUCGCACUGACUUUGCUGUCCUCUUUCAGACUUUCAGUAUAACCAGCAUACCAUUCAACACAACAUUGUCCAACAGAUAUUCCUAAAUAUAUACCUAAAAAUAUUUGAAAACGAUUAUAUUUUGAAAAGUAAACAUGCCGCGCCGCAAGCCCACCGAAAAGACCGAUAUGAUCGGCGAUUUGGACCUCAACCCCGAGGUGGCCAUCGAUGAUUAUCGCGUUUCUCGCCAGCAGGAUCAGUUCUUUGUAAAACCCCCCAAUUGGGAUUCUGCUGGCGAUACAAUUGAAAUGCUGUAUAUAGCCAAUCUAAGGGAAUACGAUGCCAUGAAGCAGGUUCAGACCCAACUUCUGAAAGAUGCCAAGCGCCAGACGGCAAUAAAUGUGCAGCGCAUCCGAAAGAUGUAUAAAAUUCAGGAGCGCCUGCGCAAACGCUUCGUCGAAGUCAACGGGUUCAUCAAAGAUUGUGCGGACAAGAAGCGCAGUGCCGACAAGUCGAUUCGUGAGGAAACUGUUUUGCAUGAGGAGGUCACCAAGGAGAUAGACGAGUUCAAGACUUCCGUUGCCGAGCUGGGCACCUUUCGCAACGCCCUCAAGGCCACGGUCGAUCAAUUUCAGCCCUACGAACGGGUCCUGGAGGAGGUAGUCAAGGUAUCCGACAUCUUCGUCUCGACGAAGGACUGCAUCGAUCGAUGCGAUGCAUUAAUGCUUGCCCAGGUGGAGAUCAAUAAGCUGGAGAGCCAGAAACUCAACGAGAUCGAAGAGAUGCGCCAGCGAAUGGUUCAAAUCACCAGCGAGGCGGCUUUGACUGUCCUGGGUCUCAAAAACGACUUGGCACGACUAGACCGAUCGUAUGUCAAUUCUCGAGCCACUUGCCUCAAAUGGGAGAAGAUAUUGAGUACAUGCAAGGACGCCACAUCCCAUUACAACCUCGAUAAGGAGCGCAUGUUCGAUGGCAUACAGAUUCUGUACCGAAUGCUCUGCAAGCGCCGCGACAUUGUACCCAGCUAUCACAGCUACGAGAUCGAUAACAUCAUGACCUUCGUCAUGCGUGAAAUAAGUCUUCUUUCUUCGGUCCUCCAGGAAUUGGACGCCAACAAGGGCGAUAAGGUCGGAGCAGGAAGUCUCUGCUAGCUGGAACUGUGAUCAUUUUUAGCGGUUCAUGAAUAAAAAUAUUGUUUUAGAUGCUUUAA
This is a messenger RNA of Drosophila takahashii, 1208 nucleotides long. Its product is annotated as cilia- and flagella-associated protein 73. Lineage: Eukaryota; Metazoa; Arthropoda; Insecta; Diptera; Drosophilidae. The record is from RefSeq and is a predicted model, not a curated record.